This is a messenger RNA of Bombus impatiens (common eastern bumble bee), 1066 nucleotides long. RefSeq names its product cyclin-dependent kinase inhibitor 2. Gene Ontology annotation, molecular function: cyclin-dependent protein serine/threonine kinase inhibitor activity. Lineage: Eukaryota; Metazoa; Arthropoda; Insecta; Hymenoptera; Apidae. Gene Ontology annotation, biological process: regulation of cell cycle. The record is from RefSeq and is a predicted model, not a curated record. The coding region runs from base 147 to 641 and encodes 164 amino acids. The transcript has 3 exons. Gene Ontology annotation, cellular component: nucleus.
AUUCCGACUUUCCGUCAGUCGCAGUUUAAGCUUUGCACCAGCUGCAUCGUCUCUGUUCCUCGCGUGCAAUUCUAAUCGCUCCUCUUUGUGCACUUAUCGAGCUCUCAGCGUAGUCAGUUUAAUGUCAGUAGUGUCUCUCAAAGUCGAUGGAUAUGAAGUCAAAAUGCAAUACGGAUUCGAAUUCGGAUACAAACCAGAAUAUCUCCGGAAAUCGAGAAGUAACGAGCGAAAGAUCCAGGGCUCGACUCAUGAUGCAAUAUCCAAACAUCGAUAUACAAGAGGGAAGAAGACUCCGUAGCGUGCGAAGAAGACUUUUUCAAGACGAAGACGAUGAUAACGAAACGGAAUCGGUACGAAAUUCUGGUGUCGAGGACAACUGUUUUUUUGAAGAGACACGAAAAAAUCGAGAAAACGCUAAGGAAAGGUGGAAUUUCGACUUCGAGAAAGAAGAACCUCUACCUGGUCGUUAUGUAUGGGUGAAACUUGACCAGCACGGAAAUGAAAUCUGUAAUCCGUUAGAGGCAAAAAAUCGAAUAGAAAAUUUACAAACGAUGCAAGAAGAAGACGUGCAAGACGAUGACAUUACGAUGCAGGACCACGUGGAAGGCAAAGAUAACGAAAAAAUGACUGAUAGUACGUGAACGUACGUAAUUACAAAAUACUUUGCUCAUGCUGACUUUUUUGCUGAUGCAAAAAGUUCCUUUUUGUCAAUGGAACCAGAAAACAAGUUUUGUACUAUGAAGUUGACUAAAUUGGAAUAAGUAAAGUUCGGAUAAAAAUUGCGAAGUUAUUGAUCGCAAAAAACACUGAUUCGACUUCUAGUCAGAAUAGACACGAUUUAGUGUCUGAGGAGCUAGUAAACCAAAGUUAAUUUUUUUAUUUAAAUUAUUAAAAAUUCUCACUCGUAACGACAAUUCGACAAUCGAACGUUCGAGAUCAUUUGUCGUGAUAUUUGUUAUUGUAUUAUUUAUCUUGAUUUUAUUCCAUUUUACAUGAUUAUUUAAUAUUGUUAUAUAUGUGAUUAGUAAACGAAUGAUAUUAUAAUGUGGAUAAAUUAUACAGAUGA